Phyllopteryx taeniolatus (common seadragon) is the source of this 1821-nucleotide messenger RNA. RefSeq names its product gastrula zinc finger protein XlCGF52.1-like. The record is from RefSeq and is a predicted model, not a curated record. Bases 140 to 1450 code for a protein of 436 amino acids. The transcript is spliced from 2 exons. NCBI's taxonomy places the organism in Eukaryota, Metazoa, Chordata, Actinopteri, Syngnathiformes, Syngnathidae. Gene Ontology annotation, biological process: regulation of immune system process; regulation of cytokine production; negative regulation of transcription by RNA polymerase II.
UUUGUUCAUGCCUUUAAAACACCGCCGGAGAAGAAAAAGGCGGAAGUCCAUAAGCGAGUCGAUGUGAGACAAAGAGCGAGGUUGAUGUCGUGUAAGAGCAUCGAACUUCUAUUAGCCAUCUGGACUGUUUGAAAGAACGAUGACGUCUUACGAGGAGCAACCUUGUCGAGAGAACGAACGACAGCAGGACGACAAGACGACGCCUCCAGUCGUGUUCUACACUCAAGAUUGCAGAGAGGAACUACCCCCUCAGCUGCAGGCGGGGACCUCCAGUUUGCGUCCGCAGGCCCCUUACACCAAAGAGGAAGCGGAGGAUCCGGAGCUUGUCCACGUUAAAGAGGAAGGGGAGGAGGUUGACGUCAGCACGUUGCCACUGAACGUCGUCGUCGUGAAGAGCGAAUAUGAAGAAGACGAAACACCCGAGUGGUCACAGGUUCACCAUCACUGCCCAAGUGGAGGACCACCACCAGCAGUCAACCUGUCAGCUCCACUGUCACAUAGCCAAGACAUGAAAGAACUUUUGAGGAGCAGCACAGACUGCAAAGGUGACAAGAAACACUUGAAAUGCUCUGAAAAAGACUCAACGUAUGUGGGAGCACACACACAUGAAGACAAUUUUAUUUGCUCCGUUUGUGGCGAAAGCUUUACCGAGGCAGAUAGGAUUACGCACAUGAAAACACACAGCAGAGAGAAAGUUUUUGGCUGUUCUGUUUGCGGUGAAACAUUUGCAGAAAAGGUCGCUUUGAUCGUACACAAAGUAACGCACACGGCAGAAAAUCCUUUCACUUGCUCAGUUUGCGGCAAGGUAUAUUUGAUCAAAGACUAUUUGAAUAAACACAUGAGAACGCAUACAGGGGAAAAACCUCACAGUUGCUCAGUUUGUGGUGAAAGGUUUGCUCACAAGGCCACUUUGAUAGCGCACACAGCGACACACACAGGAGAAAAACCUUUCACUUGCUCCGAUUGUGAUAAAAACUUUUCUUAUAAGUCCGAUUUGACUAAGCACAUGAGAACACACACAGGAGAAAAACCCUUUAGUUGCUCGGUUUGUGGUGAAAAAUUUGCUCGCAAGGUCUCUUUAAUUGCACACACAGCCACGCACACGGGAGAAAAACCUUUCACUUGCUCAAUUUGUGGCGAAACUCUCUCAUAUCGCCACAGUUUGAAUGCACACAUGCGGAUGCACACGGGAGAAAAACCAUUUACUUGCUCAGUUUGCAGUGAAAGUUUUGCUCGAAAAGAAAAUAUGAUUGCACACAUGAGAAGACACACAGGAGAAAAACCUUUUACUUGUUCGGUUUGUGGGAAAAACUUUUCUCACAAGUCCGCUAUGAGUAGACACAGGAAGGCACAUGCGGAUGAAAAACCUUUCACUUGCUCAUUUUGCGAUGAGAGCUUUUUGAAGAGGUCCAGUUUGACGGCACACAUGCGUAAACAUAACGGAGAAUAAAUGCUUUCCUCCCAUGUUUGUGCUCAAAGAGGUGGGUGGACAUAACAGUCGAUUGCAGCAGUUGUUAAGAAUUGAUCAGUUGUGUGAUGAUUGAAGUGAAAAUGGAAAGCACCAUUCAGGGCAACUUUAAUCUGACCCGUAUUUAUAAAUCCGUUUUAAAAUAAUAGUUAAAAAUCAUAUUUUGGUUUGUAUUGUUUUCUGUUAACUUUGCGACACAUUACUAUGUUAUCGCAUUGAGUAUUUUGGAGUCUGAUUUGGGUUCUUGAUUUUAAUUUGUUGUUGCUAUAUUUUGUUUUAUUAAUUGUCAGUCAUAUGUUUUGUUUGUGUUGGUCACAAUCUUUGCAAUAAAGAGGAGACUGCUCACAUUCGGA